Molecule: messenger RNA, 5225 nt
Organism: Ahaetulla prasina
Lineage: Eukaryota; Metazoa; Chordata; Lepidosauria; Squamata; Colubridae
Gene: SH3BGR
Product: SH3 domain binding glutamate rich protein
Exons: 8
Coding region: 157-771 (204 amino acids)
Cellular component (GO): cytoplasm
Source: RefSeq, a predicted model, not a curated record
GACGAGGGACCAGCUGAACUUAGGAGAACUGGAGAUGCCCUGGCGAUUCUCUCUGCUUGCCAAGCUGCUACAGAGUCGCUAACACUGGUUUUUUGCGUGCACGGGACGCUGCAUCCACGCUGGUACCGGCGCCAAGUUUCUAGUGCUGUUGCCAAAAUGGUGAUUAAAGUGUUUGUGGCAACGUCCUCAGGGUCGACGGCGAUUAAAAAGAAACAGCAAGAAGUAGUAGGCUUUUUAGAAGCCAACAGAAUUGACUUUAAGGAAAUGGACAUAGCCUGUGAUGAAGACAAUCGGAAAUGGAUGAGAGAAAAUGUUCCAGGUGAAAAAAAACCACAAAAUGGGAUUCCUCUCCCUCCCCAGAUAUUCAAUGAAGAACAGUAUUGUGGGGAUUUUGAUUCGUUUUUCUAUGCAAAAGAAGAAAAUUAUAUUUAUUCAUUCCUAGGACUUGCUCCUCCACCAGGCUCAACGGAAGGGAGGAUUACAGAGGAGGUACUGACUGUGCCAAAUGGGGAUAUUUUUGGAGAAGAGAACAAAAUUGCGGAGGAGACUGAAAAAUGUUCAGUUACUGAAGAAAAUGAGAUACAAGCAGAAGAUGAGGUUGAGGCCACGCCUGAAACCGAGGGUGAAGCUCAGGCUGAGACUACUGAAGCACAGGGACAAGAUGAAGAGCAGCCAGCAACAGAAGAAGUAGAAGCAGCAGAGGAAGAAGAAGAGGAAAAAAUGGAAGACGAAGAAGAAGAAAAAGAGGAAAAAGAGGAAGAGGAAUCUUAGUACAUUUGUUUGCUACUUUUUCUUCAGCAGAUAUUUCAGGAACUGGGAACUGAUGAUAUCACUGCAGAGUGAAGACAACAAUCACUUUCCCUCCACAAAAACAUUAUUGUUUUUCUACGCAACUCCAGAUAUCAGCACAGAUAUAAUUUGAGACAUUAAGCAGCUCCGAAUGUGAACUUUCUACAUAAAUUUUGUUGCUGUGUUGUAUAUAUACAGUUGUUUCUGCUAUUCUGCCUUGGAAUCCAGUGGGGCUUCAGAUCUUGAUGAUCAACAAGCAUUAUGAGAUUGGCUUUAGGAUAUGUGGUUCCUCUGAGUAGGGAUAAGUUCAGACUCCAUAUUGGUUUCCUGAAAGGUACAUACUAAAAUGGCCAGGCUGUUCUCAACUGAAAAACCCCAAAGAAUGUUUUCAAUGUAUGUGCCACAAUUUGCUGAUCUCUAAAAUAGCCGUAUAAUAUACAACAAUUGAAAUAAAUCCAUUUCGUGCCAAUGGCCAGCUUGUGUUUGUACAAGCAUUCAUUUUUCAAUGUUAGUCAGCUAAUUAGACAGCUAAAAAUCAUUAUUUUUUUCUUCCCUUACAAAAAAUAUUAUGUGGUAAUCUCCAUUUCCCCCUUCUAUUUUUUUUUGCCAGUUUUACACUAACUUACAUUUUCUUAAUAUAAUUCCACUUUUAAUAGAGGCAAGCCUUUUCAAAAGAUACUAAUCACUGUAUCAGUGUAAGUGAAUAAGCUGGAAUAUUAGGCUUCCCUUCUGUUAAUGACAUAUUAUAUAUAUAAGUUCAAAAAUACAGUAUCUGAAGAUAAUUGAUGGAGAACAAAACCAUCUAACCCAUUCCCUUGCAAUCCUUGAUAUGCUUUGUGGGAACCUAUGGACAUUAAUGGAAAUCCCACUGGUAAAUAAACUAGUAAUGUCACCAUAAAGAAAUUAAUUGCAACCUCCCUCCCCCAGCACUAUGUGAUUAAAAUAAGGACGGGCAAAGGAAAAGUAAUCAAAUAUUUGAUUUUUGCAAUUUAGUGACUUUAAUCACAUUAGAUGAGGCGCCAGGAGGAUCAUAAUAGAAAGUAUGCUGGAGAUCUAUAGACUCUUGUUAAUUUUAAUAAUACACUAUUAAUUAGUAUAAUGCUAAAGGGACCUUAAAUUGAGCUUGUCUCCUGAUACACAUAUAUAGUUUUCUUGAUAGUGUUAUGGAAAUAAUUUGCCACUGUUUUCUUCUGGGAUGGUUUUUCAACUUUGCAAUCUAGCCUAUCUCUGAAAUACUCUUAUGUAGCUAUCUAUUCAGGUGCUAGUUAGACUAAUCCCACUUGCCUUCUAAGAUCAGCCAAGGUUUUGCUUCAGCAGGGUAAUGGUCAAAGUACUGUAAUUAGGCUAGGGAGACUCAAGUUCAAGAUCCUGAUUAGCCCAUAUCUCAAUCUAGGAAUUUCUCACAAAGUUGCUGUAAGGAUGAAGUUAGGGGAGACUAGUUAAAUCUUUAAUACUCAUCACAACAAAGGACUUGGGGUGCUUCUUUGGGUGAAGGUUAAUUGGAAAUGAGAAAGAAAAGGGUUAGAAAUAUUAUUACCCCAUAUAGUCAUUCAAUUUGAAUUAUGCUUUCAUAAUUUGGGAGUGAUUGGCGGGGGGGGGGAGUUGAAAAUGAAACAGUAAAAAAAGAAAGAGGUAGCCCUCCCAAACCCGUGUGCUGCAUUACUUAUCUUGAUUUUGCUUACUGACUUGAGAAUAAGUGAAAAGAAAUAGAGCAGCAACAUACUGGAAUGAACUCUACAUGUAGUUUCUCUUUUAGCCAUUGGGAGUCAUUGUAGUCAUCAGGACACACCCAGAAUAUAUAAUUUCCCUAGCAAAAGAAUCUUAUUAGGUUGAAAGCAAUCAGAACUGCUGCUGUUUACACCAGGAGCUGGAUAAGCACAAUUGUUCUAACAUCUAUACACUCUCUGUAAUUAGCUUAAUAAAUUGUUGAAAAAAUGUGAAGAAACAUUGAAAUUGCUGUAGUAUUGCUUAUAUACAUUAAGGGUGCAGGAACUGUGGUUGCCCCAAUGUUGGUGAAUUGCAGCUGCCAUUAGCCAUGCUGGCUGGGGCUGUUGGAGUCGUGGUUCAUCAACAUCUGGAGACCUAUAGAUUUCCACUCUGCUAGAGACAUAGUUUUAGGGUUUUACCUAUUAAACUUCAAAUCCAUCACCUACCCACCAACCAACUUCUAAACUAGUCUCUUUCUGGAGGGAUGUGCAUUAGCCUGUUUUUCAGUGAAGGUUUAAUUAGCAAGCCCAUUACCUGUAAUGAUUGCACCUUAUGUUAUUUAUUCCCUCCCCUUUGUAUCAUGUAAAAGCUGCUAGAAAUCUCAGUGUAUUUAAAAAGAACUUUUCUAUCCAUCUGCCUCUGUUUUUGUUUAUUUCAUAUGUCAAAGAUUUGUGAAAGAAAAAUAUUAAGAGGAUUUUUCUAAUGGAAAGCACUAAAUUUAUUCACACUUCAAGGAAAUUUAAAAUGUAACCAUUCGAAAACUAUAAUAAGCUAAAAUAGUUUGUUAUUUCAGUGCCUAUGCCUUUUAAAACCUCUCCGGAUUUUUUUAAAAUAGUAGAAUGCCCUGGAGAAUGUUGCUGGAGUACACAAAAGAGCAAAGGAAAUAUACUUACGUAAAUAUUCUUUAUCAUCCUCAUGUCUUCAAAAAGUUGGGAAUGAAGUUCCUAAAAUUCCCAACUACAGAAUUCUGGAAUUCUAGUUGCAAGCGGUGAGGAGAGCACCAGAUUGGGGGGAAAUUGUUUUAGAAAUAGAGUUAUCCAUAUAAUUUACUUUUUUAGAAAUCUAAAUAUACCAAGACUUCUUUAUCCCCAUAUUUAUUAGUGUUCUGUAACUUCAGGGAAAUAAGUUAAUUCUGUUUGAAAUUUGUGAGGACAAUGCAUUUUCUACAUCUAUGGUAGAUGUAUUCUUUCUUCACCAAAAAUUCAAGGAAGCUUAGCUUCAGUAGCUUAACAGUUUUGAUUCUUGCUGCCUGAUCUAAAUCAAACUGCAUUAAUUUUAAUAUAAGUCAUUUUAAUUACUUUUUUCAAUUAUUGAGAUGUUGAUACAUAGCAUUUAAACACAGAUACACUAAUAUUGGCAGUAUUAUUUUUCAAUUGUUUUUCUGUAACUGUAUUUGUCACAUGAAAUUCGUUAUUUGCAGUUGUUACCCACUGAGUUAACAUAUUUGCUGUGUUACCUGUCGAUAGACGUAUUCGGUCUUUCUCUCUCUCAAAAAACCCCCCACCUACCUCUGAUAAACACAAAAGGAAUUCUGGAAGUGAUUCAAAAAAUUGUAAACUAAAUUAAAUAAUUAUUAUGAAAGGAAAUGGGCUGAAUCAAUAAAAUUUCUGGAACUAAACAUUACAGAAAUGCUAAAUAAACAUAACAAUAUAAAAUAGAUGGCAAAUAAAGUAUUAGAGUUUGGAAUGAGGCAGAAAACUUGUCUAAAACUCAUAAAUGUUAAUUUCAAACAGACACCUUUGAUGAAGUAUUCUAACCUUUAGAUAACAGAGAUUUUAAAAUGUCAUCUGAAGAAUAAGAUAUCAUCUCUUUUCCAAAAACAUGUUUUUCAGAUUUCUUCUCCAGAAUUAUAAACUGGUAUCUUUUAUAAAAUGGGCUAAAUCCAAGAACAUUAUUAUUCAAUUUAUACAAAUUCUAGUAACGUAUACCAGACUAUCGUAAAUAUGAUAACUUGCUUAAUAAUAAUUAAGUAGUUUAACAUUUUCAAGAUGGUAAAUAAGAGAUUUUAAAAUGUAAUUUUUCAUGUAUUCAUGUAGCACACUAAUCUAAAAUAUUGCAGAUUAAUUUUUGCGUAAUCUAGCAUACUAGAAUGAAGCUGCCUACAAUGAAGGGAAGCAAAAGAAGCCCUUCUGGAUGUGUUUGAGGGAUCAGAUAGUCCAUCAUUCUGUGUUGUACAAUGGCCAGCCGAGCAACAAAAAACCUGCAUGCAGGUCAUGAAGGAAUAAUCCUCUUCCACUGUUUUUCUAUAGCAAUCAAUGUUUAAAAUUUACUGUCUAUAAUUCUGGGUGGUAAAAUAUAACCCUUAAAUCCGAUAGCCAUUCUAAUACCAUCUAAAUUGGAGACUAUCACUAAAUGUGAUGGCAGCAAAUUCCAUAGUUUAACUAGUAUAAAGACUUCCUUUUUAUUGAAUUAUCCUCAUUUAAUAUGAUGAAAAAUGCAAAAUUCUAACAUAAUGAGAGAAAAGUGAAAAGCUAUUCUGUGUACAUAUUUUCUGUGAGAGGCAUUGUGAUGGUGACAGCAUGCAUUAUUUUCCACCUGCUUACAUCCAAUUCAGAAUAAUUAAACUUGUACUCUUGAUUGUUACACAGGAAUAACAAACUAACUUGUUUUUAGUGAAUUAUGUUGGCUACUUUAAGGUUCAUUCUAUCGACUUUCAAAAACUUAUUGGACUUAUUGAAAGUCCCUUUAUUAUUUUACUGAUUAUCAUGCUCUUUAACUAUUGCUCACCU